This is a messenger RNA of Cokeromyces recurvatus, 8476 nucleotides long. RefSeq lists its product as uncharacterized. The record is from RefSeq and is a predicted model, not a curated record. Bases 205 to 8286 code for a protein of 2693 amino acids. Lineage: Eukaryota; Fungi; Mucoromycota; Mucoromycetes; Mucorales; Mucoraceae. The transcript has 18 exons. Gene Ontology annotation, biological process: regulation of GTPase activity.
UGAUUAUCUUCUUCUUUUUAGAUUUUAUUUUGUAUAUAAAUAUAAAGAUAUAUAUAACUAUAUAUAUAUAAACAUAUACAUAUAUUUAUACGUACGUACAAACAUACUGAACUCAGUCACUUGAAGAAGACAUUACAAAAAUAAAAAUAAAAACAAAAAGACGAUCGAUUAUAGACAUUACAUGUCAUUUGUUAUAAUUCAUAAAUGAGUCCAGAUACAAAACUUAUUGCGAGUUUAGUGAAUCGAUUACUUAUCAGGCUACCUAGUAAUAGUGGAAAAAAAUUAGAAGUUCUAGAAAAUGAUCCUCUUAUAAAUCAAACAGUUGCUGCUUUGAUUGAAUUAUCAAAGUUUAGAUUACCGACAAUAGCAAUUACUUUACUAAACCUAUUAGACGGUGUCAAAAUGCCAACAAAUGAGGAAAAUUUUCCACAUGAGAACCUACAAUCACAAUUAUUUAUUCUUCGUUUACUCUCAGCAUGUAUGCAACAUCAUUGGCAAUAUAUAAGGGAUAUUAAAUCUGAUAGUGUAUCAGUAAAGGCAUCUUCUGUCGCUGGAGGAUAUGAAAGCUCAAUACAGAGUUUUGAUAGCUCAUCUCGUUAUAGUAAAUGGUCUGCAUCGGAUGGACCUUCACUUAUCGAAAUGGAAGAUCCUCCACCAUUUGAAGAUUCUGUUGCAAAACAUGUUUUAGCUGUUGUAUGUCGUAUGAUGCAUCAACUAACUAUUAUGGAGGAAAGGGAAUAUGGACAUAUGACAAAUCAUAACACUCAAAUAACUAGAACCGAAUAUUAUACUGCUAGCAAUAUAACAAAAACUUCAGCUGAUAUCAUUUUAGAUAUAUAUAAAGCUAUUAGUAGAGUGAUUGCUUAUUUGAGUGCAAGCAAUUGGAAUAUAGUGUUUCUAAGAGUUAGAACACGUAUUCUUUAUUUAUCCACAACGAGUGAUGAAAAUCCAGAGACAUCAGAUAUGCGAUUAUUAGAAUGUUGUUCAUUAAAUUCGAAAAGGCUUAGUAUUAUUCUUUCAGAGCUUUGUUUGAAUUUCCCCAAUUUAAAGAAAACAACUCAGCUUAUUGUCGCAGCUAUUCUUCGUAGAGCUAUUUGGGGUUGGAUUGAAACUUAUCCAAGUGAAUUUAUGCAAUUAUGUCAAAGUCAGAAAAAAUUGGAUGGUGGUCCAGAUGUGUUGUUUGAAAUUUGUUUAUCCUUAGCAGAUACAACUAGAAAGAAAGCUAACCUUUGGCCGUUACAGACGAUGCUUCUUAUUCUUUGUCCUGAUCUUUUAUGUUCAUCAGCUAAUCCGGAUGGUCAUAGAAAUGUAAAUUCAAAAAAGACGUUUUUCCUUGCUACUCUCAAAAAUUCUUUAAAACCAGGUCGAAUGGCUGAAUUAGCUGCUAUUUGUUAUGCAGAUAUCUGUAAAGCGGCGACCUAUGUGCCAAAGACAGAGGCUUCUGCUCUUCGACAUAUUGUACCUGAUAUAGAGACCGAGUUAAGGAAUCAACUCUUUGAUCGAGAUAGGCCCUUGAUUGCAGAUAGUUUAAUGAGUGGGCUAGGAAUCAUUAUUGAUCAUCGUUCUUUAUUAGCAGAUUGUCUUGUUGCCCUAUUUCGUCUUAAUCCUAGGCACACCUUACGAAGUUUGUUCCCGACAUGUCUUAAUCAACGAUCACCUACAUUAUUUAAAAUUAGUUUAGUUAAAGCUUGUCUUGCUAUUGCUUCAGAAGAAAAUAGACUUCCAUGGAAUCCCUCUGUAACAGCAUUGUAUGAUUCAUUGUCAGGUCCUUUAAAAGAUUUAUUUAUAGAGUUUGCAAGUAAAGAUUUUUCAAAGAUCGAUAAUAUCACUCUAAAUCCUGGUUCAAAUGGUCGUAAGGCGAUGAAUAAUAAUUCAACAAAUGAUAAAAAGACAAAAAGGGAAAUUCGUAUAGAUCCAUACAGUGAACGCUUAGAACUUGUUUUGGAUUUAUUAAGAUUGUAUCAAACUGAUCCAAACCUGGUUAUACGUGGUGAUAAUGUAGAUCGCUUUGAUAAGAAUGCAACUGUUAUGGUAGCUAUUACAAAUUGUCUUCGUAUUCAGAAUCAAUUCAUUAGAGAUGCUGCUGCUGUAUGUCUUUAUAAAUUGCAUCAGCCUUCAUAUAUUUUAGAGUGGAGCUCUUCUCCAAACUUUAUAGAGUCCUUUUGGAAAAUUUCAUCACAGGUCAUGUUUGCAUUAGCUAAACAACUUUUAGAUAAUAGAGAAAAAGAGGAUGGAUUAAGGCGUUUAUUAGAAUUAUUAAAAAAGCUUUUUGAAUCAAGAAAUGAAUUUCUGAGAGCACAUAGGGACAUUGCAUCUCAAGGAUCAGAUACAAGAGAACGAUUACAGGCAUCCAUUGGGUUGGAGGUAGCAUUAUUAGUUUUACUUUGCUCGUCCGAUAUUGAAAUUUGUUCAUCAGCUAUUACUUGUCUCGGUCAUAUAUGUACAGAAUCACAGCUUACAGAAAGUAUCGAUGACCCUCAGCAUGUAGUAUCAAUGCUUGUCGAAAAUCUUCCUAUUUAUAAACAACUCUCGGCUAAUAGUGGUAUCGUCACAGGUCGUAAAUCUCAACAAAAACAAAUACGAAAAUUACUUAGAAUUAUGACACAUUAUGCACCAGGAAAUCUUGCAGCAUGGGAAGAAGUAUAUAAAAGAUGGAAAUAUAUGACGCCUUCAAUAAUAAAAUUCCACGACGAAUCUAAAGAUGAACUUCAAGAGAACGUUGUAAACAAUAGUAACAAUAUAAGAAGAGGUGUUCCAGCAUGGCAUGAUAAACUUAGAAACCCCACAUCCUCAUCGAAUAGACAGACACAUUCAUUAUCAUUGAGUAGUAUUAGAACAGAGACGAAUAGUAUGGAUGAUGACAAAUAUUCUGAGUGGCAGAAUUAUGCAGGUUUUUUAGCAGCUUUAGGAGGUAUUUGUCUGAUGGCAGAUACAGCUUUACCAUCAUCAGCGCCUUCUUCACCAACUUCAUCCCGUUAUAAUGAUCAACCUACACUAAAACGAAUUUCUACACCUACUGAAUCAUCUGCUAUGGUGAAUAGAUUCGUUAUGGAAAUGAUUGAUCUCUUACUUUGUGAUAAUAUUAUUAUUCGCGAAUGGGUCAAGGAAAUCCUUGGUACUGAUCUUUCACCUGCACUUUAUCCUAUGCUAUUCCGUUAUAUGGAAACAGCCUUGACCAAGUAUUUUGGAACUGAAGGAGAUCCAGUUUGUAAUAGCCGUAACACAUUGUUUGUAGAGCAAGCAAUUAGCGUAUUAAAAUUAGUGCUUGAUCGUAUGGAGGACUCUCCUGAAAAUCUUUUGACAGUUGAUCUUAGUAGUUUAAUUGAUCAAUAUGCUAAAUACUUAAACAAACUAGGAAGUGAACAAUUAGCAUUGAAAAUUAAGAUUAAGUUUUGUCAAUUAACUGAAGUUUUAAUGAUGAAGAAGGAUAAAGUGACUCUUCGACAAGAGUUUAGAUUACGUAAUAAGCUACUUGAAAUUAUUGUGGAAUGGACAAGUGAUUUUUCUUUGAAACCUGAUAUGGUGAAUCAUUCUGUUUCUUUUGGAACAACACAAAGCGAAAAAAUGCAUCGAGAAUUGGACUUGGCAUGCUUGAAUACGAUUGUUAGUCUACUACAUCAAUUACCUCUUCAAUCACCUGAUCCAGUACAUGAGGUUGAUCCAACACCUGUUAAAAGCCGAAUAUUUUACAAGUAUUUUACUUUUUUCUUAAAAUUGCUUAACAGAUGUAAAGAUUCAGAGACUGAGUCUGAUAGUGCAUCUUAUCGCGCUCGUCAUUACUUAGAAAAUGGUGUUCAUUCUAUAGGAAAAAAUAAGGAUAAUAUGUCAACCUACUUGGCUCCCUUGAAAGAAAGUACGAUAUUGGCUAUGUCUAACCUGUUAAGUGCGAAUGUUGACAUUGGGUUAAAAUAUUCUUUGUCAAUGGGUUAUCAUGAUGAUACACAAAUGAGGACGGCAUUUAUGAAAGUUUUAACAAACAUUCUUAAUCAGGGAACUGAAUUUGAAACUUUAGCAGAAACAGUAAUAACGGAUCGUUAUGAGAAACUUGUAGAUAUGCUUGUGGAUCUUGAUUUAAAUAUUGCUCUAUCACUUUGUGAUGUGUGCCCUGCUUCAGAUAUUGAGGAUGCUGCAAAUGCCUUACUAGCCUGUUUUGCCUCUAGAGGAAAAGUCCUUGUAUUAUUGAAGGCAGUGAUUGAACGAGAGGUUCAAAAUACAGAUAGUGAGACAGAGUUAUUAAGACGAACAAGUAUUGCUACUCGACUUUUAUCUGUAUUUGCAAAACAGAAUGGAGCAGAUUAUGUUCGUUCCGUUUUACAACCUGUUUUUAUAAAAUUAUCUGAAAAGCCAGCAGAAGAAAAAACGUUUGAAUUGGACUCAUCAAAAGUUGGUAAUGGUGAAGAUGUUCAUAAAAAUAAACAGAAUGUCAUCAAUGCAACCGAGCUCUUCUUAAAUGCUAUUUGUGCUUCAGCAAACGAAGCGCCAAGAGCGUUUCGUGAAGUGUGUCAUUGUAUAUUAACUGCUGUUCGUGAACGUUAUCCAGAGGCAAAAUAUACUGCUGUUGGUGCAUUUAUUUUCUUACGUUUCUUUUGCCCAGCUAUUGUAUCACCAGAAUCGGAAGGGUUAGUUAAAUCAAAUAUAGUGAUUUCACGUGACAUGAAGCGUGGUCAUUUAAUUACAACAAAAGUCAUUCAGAAUCUGGCCAACAAUGUUCUCUUUGGUGCUAAAGAAGCAUACAUGAUAGUACUAAAUGAUUUUCUAACAAAUAAUAUCUAUAAAGUGACUAGUUUCCUUCGUGAAAUCUCAAAUGUUUCAGUUAAAUCUAAUAUUACAAAUGCAAAUAAGGGUGAUAUGAGCCCCAAUGGUAGUGAUAAUGCUGGACUCGAGAUUCGACCUAUGGAAGAAAAGGAUUACAGUUGUUUACAUAGAGUUUUGUUUGAUAAUAUGGAGCGUAUAUCUAGAGAAGUUGCAACAAGAAGACUAAGACAAUACACGAAUCAAGAAAGUGCCAUUAUGUGGAAACGCCAAUUUGAUAAAUUUUCUAAUUUGUUAGCUCAACUAGGUAGACCUCCAGAAGCCUCUAAGCAAGAGUUUAGUGGAUUGAGAAGUUAUACAUAUGCAGCAGCAAAUCAACUCUACGCUGAAUUUAUGCGUCGCAAUAGUCAUCGUAGUGUAGAACCAAUUGUUUCAAAGAAUAUCUUUUAUGAAGGUGGAGUUUCAAAAGCAAAUCGACCUGUAUUUUAUCUCAUUGCUAGAAAUAUCACAGCUGAUAGUAUUGAUUUUGAAUUAUUAGUAUAUCAUAUAUUACAGACAGUAGAGCGUGCUUCAAACAAAAGUUUUGAACUUGUACUUGAUAUGACCUUAUUCUCCUCUAUGAAUGAAAUCCCUAUUCAAUAUAUAAAUCAAAUUAUACAACUGUUGCCAUUUAAUGCAUCUGAUAACUUGGCAAGUAUUUUAAUGUACAAUCCUAAUUCACAUCUUCGAAAAUAUGUUAAAAGACUGUCUCGUCCUUUAUCGCACAAGAUGACAAAAAGAUUAUCCUUCGCUGUAACGCUUACUGAAUUGUAUGAAUUCAUUAACCCUAGCGAAGUCCGUCUUCCAAAAUCAACUACAUCUUUGGAUACAGAGCCAUGCCAUGUAUUUCAUCCAGUUAACAAGCUUUCUCAAUAUAAAAUGAAUAUCCCAAUUACAAUCAAGGUUAAUUCUUUAUAUAUUCAAGUGAUGACAGUACGUAAACAAGAAUUCCUUUAUGGUGUCUCUACAAUUAUCAAUGAUGUUUACGCAAUUGCUGAUAUUGAAGACUUGACAAUGAUAAACAACUCACGUAGUCAAGAGAAUGCAUACGAAUUUCACUUUAAAUACAAUAAAGGAAAUACACAUCAUAUAUUCUCAUCUUUAAAGCGUGAAAUUAUUAUCAAUACAAUUCGACACAAUAAAAGAAGGCUUGAAAUGACAAAACCAAGUAAUAUCUCAGAGAGAACGAUUCGUCCUAAUGAUGUACCAGGAAGAUUACUUAAUAUGGCGCUACUUAAUAUUGGUAGUAAUGAUCCUAGUCUUAGACUUGCAGCCUAUAAUCUUUUAUACGCUUUGAGUAUUACUUUCCAUUUUGAAGUCGGUAAUCAACUUCUAGAUGCCAGAGAUUUAUGUUUGCCUGCUAACAGCACUAUGUUUGUUGUUAAUAUCAGCGAAAAAAUUGCUCGAAAUCAACAGAGUUUAACUUUAGAGUUUCUGAGUGAAUGCUUUAUAGGAUUUCAAAAAUCAAGUGAACCGUUACGUUAUCUUUGUCUAGAUUAUAUGGCACCUUGGCUUCCAAAUCUUUCUAAAUUCUGUAAAAAUAUGGGUACAAAAAAUGAUAAUGAUAUUACAAAGACAAAAGAAGUUUUACGUAAUUUAAUUGAUUUGACAGUUGCUCGAACUGAUAUGUACAAAUUAGUUCAAGCUAAAGUUUGGAAGACUAUUGGACAAAUUGAUGAUAUUUUAAACAUCGUAUUGGAUUCGUUUAUUCAAUUUUCAAUUGAGCAUGGAGUUGGUUCACCUCAAGCAGAAGCUAUGGCAGAUACAUUUGUGACUCUCUCAAAUAUUACUGUUAAGGGAAAAGUAAUUACUCGCUUACGAAAAGUUUUACAAAAGACAUCCUUCAAGCCGUCUAAAUCUUUAACAGACCACUGGAUUUGGAAUGAGAUUGCUAUUCUAAUUCGUUUUGUAUUAAUGCUUUCUUUCAAUAACCGGGGCCCCGUUAAGAGUUCUGUUCCUGAAAUAUUUUAUGUUAUUUCGCUAGUUGUCGGUGUUGGUCCAACUAUCAUUCGUGCUUCUGUUCAUGGACUCGUUGUUAAUAUUAUCCAAUCUUUGUGUACAACUAUGCCAAUCCAGGAAGCCAAUGUCAAAAAAUUGCAAUUAAUUCUCAGUGAAAUUUCUGAUACAAAAUAUCGUCUUUUAUUUGGUUUAUUUAAACCACAUACAAAUGCUUUUACCAUAUCAUCGGAAACAUUAUCAGAUAAUUUAGAACCUAUUCCAUUAAUUGCUUUAGAAGCUAUAGUUAAUAAUUUGCUAGAAGUGAUUACCUAUGGUGCACCAUCAGCUGAUAUGGCUAAUGCUUGGAGAGCUCGAUGGAUGAGUCUAGUUGCCAGCACUGCUUUUCAGUUUAACCCUGCUAUACAGCCACAAGCCUUUGUUGCUCUAGGAUGUUUAGGAAAAGAAGAAGUAGAUGAUGAUUUACUUUAUCAAAUAUUAGUGGCUUUAAGAGGUGCAUUAGCUAUUUUCAACGAAUCUGAUCCUAAUCUAGUUUUAAGUAUUAUGAUGUGCCUUAAGAAUAUUGUAGAAAGUUUACCACCAGAUUCUCGUUAUCUUUUACCGUUAUUUUGGAUUGCUAUUGCUUUAGUAGAAAUUAAUAAUGGAUCCAUAUUCUCUAUGGCUAUUGGCUUAUUGCUAUCUAUUUUACGAGCUUUAGAUGCUGAUGAAUAUUUUACUGGCGAACGUAUUGUUGAUAUUCUUCUUGCUGCUCGUGAACCAAUGGCUGAUAUCGCUAAAAAGUUGGAUGAAUUAUGUGGUAUCAAUUUCGAAUCACAUUUUUCAUUUGCUAUUUCUUGUAUUUUCUUGAAAGGACUUCGUUAUAACAACGCUAGAGAAAUUAUCUUUCAGGGGUUAACUACAUUUUUAGAUAUUGAAUGUAAACAUGCUAAUAAUUUAAAUUCAAUUGAUUCUCAAACACUUGGGUAUUUAGCCGGACUACUACCUCUUGCAGCUAAAAAUGAAACUCUCAAAGAAGUUUUACGGUUAACAGGUGUAGCAGAUUCUGAUUUUGAUGUUAGUGAUGAUGACGAAGAAGAUGAUUCUGGCAAUCUCAAACCAUUUUAUGAAGGUGUAUUUGAUAAACUUGACAUUAACGACGAGACAACUGCUCUUUUACUUACUUCAAUGUUAGCUACACAGUUACAAAUGGUCGAAAAUAAUAAUGAAAAACUCUUUUUAUAUGGUUUGCUAGCUGAAGCGGCUAACUCAAUGCCUGAAGUAUUUUCUGUGGUAUAUGAUGCACUUUUGCCUAAAAUGAAUCAAAUCGUACUAAGUAGCACAUGCCAACCUAUUAUUGAAUCAGUAAAGACAAUUCUUUUAAUUGCUUGUUCAAAUCCUGCAUUUAGUGACGUAUCUAGAAAAGCCAAUCCUAGCCAAAAAGUAUUGUUAGAACGAGUAGGGUUUUCUGCACUUGGUGAUCCUACUUUUGGAGCGACUUCAAUAAACACAUUGCAAAAUGCAAAACUUGCAAGUGAAAUUAUUGAACUAGUUAUUGCAUAGACUAUGAAAAAAAAAAAGUUACUUUAUACACCUUAAUUUUAAUCAAAGAGAAAGAGAAAGAGAGAGAGAAAAAAAGACAUGAUAACAUGAAUAUGCUCAAUUUACACAUGAAUAUUUAUAUACUUAAUGAUAUAUACAUAAUAUUUAAAACUUAUAGUAUAAUAAUAAUAUUAAUAAAUGCAACAUACAU